Dendrobium catenatum is the source of this 3220-nucleotide messenger RNA. Its product is annotated as pentatricopeptide repeat-containing protein At5g39710. The transcript is spliced from 2 exons. Lineage: Eukaryota; Viridiplantae; Streptophyta; Magnoliopsida; Asparagales; Orchidaceae. The record is from RefSeq and is a predicted model, not a curated record. Gene Ontology annotation, molecular function: protein binding. Bases 492 to 2168 code for a protein of 558 amino acids.
UUCCUACUAAACUACUUGUUGCCAAACAUGCCAUAUAAAGCGAAGCCGCAGCAAGGAUAUCUUCCCUGCCAUUCUUUCUUCCAAUAGCGCUAGGUCUGUCCUGUUCUAGGGUUUGCUUUUCCUCGUCUCCAUGCCUUCAUUGCUGCUUGAGCUUCGCGUGCUACGGCGUGAAGGAGAGUUUUGAAAGAGUCUCUAAAGGAAGCUGCUUCGCCGCCUUCGACAACGUUGCCCUGUAGGAUCGGAAAUCACGACGGGAGCUCGCUGUGAUGGAUUUAAGUUUUGUGACGGAUAAAUCAUUAAAUUCUUUCAAUCCUUGGUAUGGUGAGAUUUAACAAAUCCUGCAUUUAACCAAGAACGGUGAUGGAACAGGAAUUUAUCGAAAUAUUAGGAUCUAAAUUCCCAAAAAGCGAAUUCUUGCAUAGAUCCUGCCUAAAAAAGGACGCCAAACAACCCCCAAAUGCAUCAACAUUCUGUGCAAUGGAGCUCCAACUAUGUCAUUUCAAAUUUAUGGCCUGAGAAGAAUCAUUUUUCUUUCAUUUCAAAUCAAGGGAAUGCUACUCUUGAAACAGCCCUCAGCAAGUUUUCUGAAUGCUUGUAAGCAUUUAGACAUGGCAAGAUUUAUGCACCAUAGAUUUGCGGUUCAGAACACUGCAAAUAGUAUUUUUGGUUUUGAUAGUCUGCUGAAAGCUCGAUUUUAUUCUAAACUUCAAAUAAUUGAAAAAGAAGAUGAGUUAGUACCUACAAAUGUUCUGGUGAGAAGUAUAGCUUCUAUUGUCCAGAAGACAGACAGAUGGGAUACAUUGCUUAAGGAGCUCUGUGUUGCUUCUGCAUCUAAGAUCACCCCACCUAUUGCUGUUCAAGUCCUCAAGCGCAUAAAGAAACCUGAUGUGGCCUUUAAAUUUUUCAGUUGGUUGGAUAAUCAUGAAGGUUUCAGCCAUGACAGUCUUGGUUACUCAGCAAUCAUUCAGGUCUUAGCGAAGGAUCGAAACCCCUCGCACACAGCCAUUGCUGACUCUUUGCUUCAUAAGAAGAUAGAUCUAGGAUUAGUUGUCAUUCAAGCUGAUUAUGAUCAUUUGUUGCAUCAGUGGGCUGUUUCUAGGAGAUCAGAUGUUUCCCUAUCUCUGUUAAAUGAGAUGAUUUCUCAUGGAUUCAGUCCUUCAGCCAUUUCUUGCAGAGUUCUUCUUGAAGAACUUUUCCGUUCGAAACAAGAAGAUUUAGCCUGGGAGUUGUUCAACAACAUGCUUAAUAGGAAAAUCGAUGUUCUGCGUGCCGAUAUCUUUAAUGUAGCAAUGAAAUACCUGUGUGUGAAAGGGAAACUGGAGAAAGCUUUAGAGAUUUUUACAAAGUUGAAAGCUGAAAACUAUAAGCCUAAUUUAGAGAGUUUUAAUAUACUAAUCAAAGGUUGUUGUGAGAAGGGAGAAGUGAAAACUCUUUGUGAGCUUUUCAAGAACAUGCUGGAAGAUGAGAUAAAGCCAAAUAGCUAUACUAUGAAUUUGCUCAUCAAGGAGUUGUGCAAACAAGGAAGACCUGAUUAUGGCAAUCAUCUUUUCAACUACAUGAGGUUGGUGGGUUGGAUUGAUAGGAAGUUUGUUUACAGUCAACUUGUUGAAUCUCUCUGUAACUAUCGCUGUUGUUUGAAAGCAUCCAAAAUUUUUGUUAAGAUGGUUCGACGAGGGCAUCAUCCGAAGCCGAGUCUGUAUGGUAAUCUUGUAAAACGACUGUGCGCGAUUGGAAAAUUGAAUGAAGCAUUUGAGCUGAAAGAUCUGAUCUUGAGGAAGGCAUUUUUACCAGGGAUUGAUAUCUAUAAUGGAUUAAUUAAUGGAUUGUGCUUAACUGAUAGAAUGGAUUUGGUUCAAAAAUUGUUGGUGGAGAUUCAUGAAGAGGGACUGGAAGCUGAUACUCAGACUUUCAAUAUGGUAUUGCGUGGAUACUGCUUGUCGAGGAACGCAAAGGCAGCAGUGGAGUGGAUAGAAAGAAUGAAAGAGGAGGGUUUUAAACCUGACAUGGAAUCAUACGAUAUACUGGCAAAUUGUCUUGCUGUUCAAGGGAAAGUUGAUGAAGAAAUCCAGGUGAAGACCUGCGAGGAAAUAAUGGUUCCCAUUGCAGAGGACAGUUCUUCUGUUGUAAAUGAUGAGGUGAAGCCGAAUGAUAAUGCAACAUGCCAAUGAGAUUCAAAUGAAAUGAUGAUCAUUGAUUUCUGGAUUGAUGAAGCUAUUGAGUAGGGAUGUCAAAGUGGGUAUUCAGUUGGGUUCGUGUUGAACUCGAAAUUGACCUGGGUCCAAUUUAGUUGACGUGAAGCAAGUCCGAAUUACAAAAUGGGUCAUAUAUGUGAACUUGACCAUGCUCUAACUCGGGUUGACCCAACUUGACCCGACCCACUAACCGUAAGGCCACAAGGCGCGAGCGGGAUAGCGUAGGGGCCGCAAAGGCAGGGGCGAGUGUGCAAGGAUGAGCCGGCGAGGGGUCGAGGCUCUCGAGUUGUAAGCACGUGCGAUUGACACGAGCUUGGGUGUGAGCGCGAGUGAGGAUGUGGCCGUGCGGGUGCGAGUGCUAGCAAGAGUGCAAGCGUGGGUGCAGGGGAAGCACGAGGCCACUAACGCGGGGUGCGAAUAAUGGGGUUGCGCUGGGUCAACGUGACUCGGGUCGGUCGAGUUGAUUUCAGGUUUUCAGGCUAACUUGAACCCGACCUAAAUUUUCAGUUGUGUUAGAAUUUGAAACCCAAGCCCGACCCGUUUUCCAAACAGGUUGACCCGAACAAAAAAAUUUUGGGUCAUGACAUAUUGACACCCUUAUUCACAACCUUAAGCUUACAUAAUCGUCGUCCACAAUACCACCCUACCACGGCAGUAUUAUUUGCACCGCCACGGGAUUCGUCAUCAUCUGUAGCCUCGCCUCCAUCGUGACUAUAAUCCCUCCUACCCUUCUUGUAGCAUUGAACUCGUUGUUGCCGUCCUAGUCACCGACUUUGCCACCAUUAUUCUCUCUCCGACCUGUGAGUGACCCUCUCAACCUAAAGAGAAAAGAAAGGAAAAAAAAAAAGAGCUCGACAAAUAGUCAAAUACUAAAAAAAUAGUAAUAUUUGAUUUUCAUUCCACUAGAUUAUGUUAUACUUCUAAAAUAUAUAUGUACUUCAAAUAUAUCCAAUCAAACAGCUUCGUAGUUUUUUUUUUAUUUUAAUCUUUUUAUGACAAUGAAACUCCAGCAGUAUGCUGUGUUAGCA